This is a messenger RNA of Trichophyton verrucosum HKI 0517, 2253 nucleotides long. RefSeq lists its product as uncharacterized. Gene Ontology annotation, molecular function: phosphatidylcholine lysophospholipase A1 activity; protein binding. Bases 1 to 2253 code for a protein of 750 amino acids. The record is from RefSeq and is a predicted model, not a curated record. The transcript has 3 exons. NCBI's taxonomy places the organism in Eukaryota, Fungi, Ascomycota, Eurotiomycetes, Onygenales, Arthrodermataceae.
AUGGAGCGGGUUACCUCGAAGCUCCUCUUUUUCCUCGCCAUAUUUCACUCUUUCAUCUCCCUUUCGGGUGCCGUGCCAUCACCUUGGUUAGCAGCACUGAGAUCCCAAUAUGACACGAACAGAACCACUAUGCCCUCUCAUGGUACCACGGUAAACAACUCCAACGUCACAGUAGACUUCGUGUCUGCGCUUUCCAUAGCGGAUUCAGUCUCUAGCAAGCUGGUCAGACUCUCUGACAUCCCAGCCAUUGCUCUUCCGCCGAAUAUCUCCAAUUAUGAUGCGUAUGCGCAGCUGGCAAGCCUCAUGCCUCCCUUACCAGCUGGCACAGUGGGACAUGAUACUGCAGAGGUGCUAGCCGCCAUCAAAGCAUCCAUUAAAGCAGUACCAAGCAACUAUACGGCCAGGACUGGCCUGACUGAACGUCAGCCAGGGCUGCGGGUUAUGUUUGUAGGUGACUCCAUGACCCAGGGCAAAGAAGGCGACUGGACCUGGCGCUAUCGUAUGUGGCAGUGGUUCCGGGAUCAGGGUAUAGCUGCCACAUUCGUUGGUCCAUACACUGGUACAGCACAGCCCGCAGAGCCUCAAGCUCCAUCACCGCCGCGGCUCUAUGGAACCAAAGAGCCCAUGGGCGCCGUCAAGGCCUCAGGAGGCUACGCUCCCGGAGCCUCUCCCGAAUUCGACAGCCAUCAUUUUGCCGUCUGGGGGCGUGCAGCUGCGGUUGACAAGGGCCUCAUCCGCGAGGUCGUCGCAGCACACCCGCCGGACCUGAUGCUCCUGAUGCUGGGCUUCAAUGACCUGGGCUGGUUCUAUAGUGAUGCCGCCGGGACGUUGGACAGCAUGCACACCAUUAUAAACAAUGCACGUGACGCAAACCCGCGCCUCAAGUUCGCCGUUGCGAAUGUGCCGCAGCGCAGCUUCAUCGGCGGCCGCGACGAUCUGCCAGUCAGUACGGCGAUCUACAACUCGCUUCUACGGGCUGCGCUGCCGAAAUGGAGCACCAAGCAGUCGCCCAUCCACCUGGUCGAAUUGCAGGAGAACUACGACUGUGAACCGAGCGCAUGCGCGGCUGGCUAUGAUGGCCUCCAUCCGAAUGCGCAAGGUGAAUUCCAGAUCGCGCGUGCCUUUACACUUACGCUGGUCAAUGAUUUCAAGAUUGGCUCUUCCGCAUUAGAGGUUCCAUCAGACAUUCCAUCAAGAUCUCUGCCCGUCCCAUCGAACUUCAAGGUGGUCUCUAGUCCUGGAGGAGUGACAGCUACAUGGGACGCAGUGUACGGUGCACAUAGCUAUGAUGUCGAGUCUCGCAUUUCAGGGGUCACACAAUUCUCCGCUGGAAGCGUCCCUGCCAAUAGAUGGGAUGCCCAUUGGACUCAAGAUGGCUGGGUAUAUGAUGUCAGAGUUCGAGCUAGUGCUGGAGAUACCAUUAAAAGUGACUGGACGGCGGUGUUGUCUGCAAAAUCAACCCCUAAAACGGCCCCGGCUCCUGUGAAUGUGCUUGUUGGGGCUACAUCAACUGGCUUUGAUGUCUCGUGGGACCCUCCUACUGGACCUUACACCGAUUCGAUUACCCAGUAUGAGAUCUUGUACUGGGACAAGGAUGAAGAAUGUGCAUUUAUUACGAGUGCAAGCUUCCUCAGCUCCCCUGCACGUAUCAAGGACCUUGUACCUGGACAUCGCUAUCUUGUAGCGCCAAUUACUUGGAACGCUGCUGGUGGAGGAUUCCCUAAAAUCGUGAACAGCGUUAUGGUCGGCAGAGGGACACCACCACCACCUUCUAGUCUAGAGAUAUAUGCUAACGACCCAACUACAAUUGAACUAACCUGGGCUGCCUCUCCCAACGCCGCAGGGUAUCGGCUAUGGUCACGCAAUGUGAACAAGCCAGGCAGUAUAUCGCAGGCACAAAAUAAUACUGUUGAGAUGACCUGCAGCGAUCAAUAUCUCCUCUUCCCGGGAACUUGGAAUUACGAGUGGUGUGUUAGUGCAUACAACGGCAAUGCCGAGUCUGCGAAAGGAAAAUGCGUGCUUGCCCCUUCUCCCGGGCCUUCCCCAGCACAAAAAAGAUGUCCACCCCCGCCCGAAUGGUGUCCAGCUGGAAGUGGUCCCAAGUUCCCUGGAGGCGGCAGCGGUGCAGACCCUGGCCUAUCAGUACCAAUGGCCAGUGCAAAGGCCCCGACUGCAAAAUGGGUGUUUGCACUGGGCUUCUUUGCGUUUCCUUUGGCUGCCGCGGGUCUGAUUGCCUUGAUGGUGUUUGCGUAG